This is a messenger RNA of Stylophora pistillata, 2531 nucleotides long. RefSeq lists its product as uncharacterized. The record is from RefSeq and is a predicted model, not a curated record. NCBI's taxonomy places the organism in Eukaryota, Metazoa, Cnidaria, Anthozoa, Scleractinia, Pocilloporidae. Gene Ontology annotation, molecular function: ubiquitin-protein transferase activity; zinc ion binding. Gene Ontology annotation, biological process: protein ubiquitination.
CUAACUAGCUAAUGGGACUCUGGGAUUGAGAAGCACAGAGAGCGUAAAAAACAAUGGAUGUCUCGAGUGGCAGAUGUACUAUUGUUAACAAGGUCGCUUGCGGCAGCUGCGUCGCCCGCGUGUUGUGGAAUUUGCAUAUGGUGUAGCACAUUUUAUAUCUACUCGGUACUUUAAAUAGUCGGUUUUUGAAAAUUAAAGGUGCCCCCGAAAGGCUCAUUUGUAGCCACUGACGGAUUAAAUCGGGAUUCUUGUGCCUCUGCGUGACGGCGAACAUGGUUUUAGCACGAGUCAUCAUGGAACAAACAAUGGUCGAAAUAUAAAAACAAUACACAUCUGGCUCUCGCGCGUUUGUUGACGGGCUGUCACAAAUCUGUCAAUUGUUUGAAGGGCAAGUCGAGGCGAGUUCACUCACAAGUGUGUUAUCUACUUGUACCACGCGGUCUUGGAAAUUACGUAUCGAUUUCAUUUGAAACGCGUAUUGGCCUCUGUUGUGAACCAUUGUGGGAACAAAAUACUUUCGCAGAAAGAGUUAAAGAGCUUUGUGUCCUGAACUCAACGGAAGUUUAACAUGGUAGAAGAAGCACAAAUGGCUGAGGGAAAUUGUUCUGAUAGCGACAAAGGAGACAAGGUUACAGUGGUUACGAUUGAGGACGAAGGAUCAGAUUUUACGCCUAGAGACUGUAUUGAAACCGAUCUUCCUCUAGAACAAGAGGAGGGAGGAAGUGGAUCUUAACAGGGAAAAAUAAUCAGUCGACAGAGGAGGGAGAAUGACGAUGCAAAAAGUGAUGAAAUCCAAAAAGCGGAACACAACAGCUCUACUUCCGCGCAACUAGAACAGUUAGAUAACUCAGCAGAGGGCUGUUAUGACGAACAACCAAAUGGAGAGAAUAUGACAAAAAGAGCUCCUGCGAUAGAAACUGACAAACUGAGCAAAAAUCCUGGUCUAACACUGACGGCAACGGCCGCCAUAGAGGAAAAAGAAGAGGUACUUGAAGAUGAUACCACUAUCAUAAAUUUUGCGGACCAGCCUGAAAGUGUAUGCAUCGAGAUGGAGAGUGUACCAGAUACAGACAGGAAUAAUACUGAAAACAGUUGUGAUAAGUCACCACCGGACACGACGACUUUAUACUUCUCUGAGAGCGACAGCGCAGAGGUUGAAAGCGACGUUUGUAGGAUAUGCCACAGUAACGACGAGAUGGAAAUUUUAAUCAGUCCCUGUUUGUGUACUGGUUCUGUUAAGUUCGUUCAUCAUUCGUGUUUAAUGAGCUGGUUACAGAGAGUUGUUAUGAGUAAAUGUGAACUGUGUUUGUACCCGUUAGCGGUAAAACGAAAGAGGAAGCCGUUUAGCAAGUGGCGUCUCCCAGAAGACAAGCCCUUCCCUAUACUGUGGUUGUUAACAUUUGUCGUGGCUAUGACGCUGAACGUGGCCUCCAUAGCUAAAGACGGAAGCCAGAGGUGUGUGUCUAAUCCUUGUAUCAUUUUCUACGUGGUGGGUUCCGCUGGAGCGCUCCUGGGAUUGGCUUUCUUCUACCGCUGGCUGCGUAAGACCGUGCGAUAUAUCUCCAAAUGGAUUGCUCUCAACCAAGAAUGGACUUUGGUGGGUCCACCAGACCUGAGGACUCAGAUGGGGCAAGCAAAUCUCGCCUACUCCACGAAAUCGCUUUCAGAGACUGAUACAACUCGAGAACAGAUCGCGUAGUCAAUGGUAUUUCAAUAUUAGAAGACAAACCUGUCUUUCUUUACGCCUUGGGUUCUGAGUGGUUUUUAACGAAAAACAGCUUCCACUGUAAGUCGUAUUCCUGACAUUCCCAGAAAAACUUUGUUUAUUCGAGUUUGUUGAUUACGCCUUUAAUGACUUUGAAGACUGUUAUUUCUGUCUCCCGUUGGUUUUCACUGUUGGUUUCCCGUUGGUUUUCACCAGUAUCCCGUUACUCGAAAGUCCCGAUAACUAAACGAGCCCUAAGUCAUGUUUUAAAAUCGAAAUUUCAAAGAAUAGAGAAGCAGGUUCUGGCACCAUAACCAGUCCAGUUUUUUCUUUAGGUGAUAGUUUAUUGCAUGAUUUUAAGUAAUUUUGAAACCCUCACCUUGAAUGGAAACAAAACAGUAUCAUGGGCUUGUUAAGUUACCGGGACCUUCGAGAAAUGGGCCCCAGGCCACAGAGAAUAAUCCGGAGAUUUCAAAGAUCUCCUGAACAAAAAAUAUAGGUAGUAUAGUUUAAAUUUCUAGACACUUCAACUUUCUAAUAUAUUUUCAAACGUUAAGUUCUUCAACUUCACUUGUACAGCCCAUCCACUGACGUUAUAAACAAUUUUAAGAUAUUAAAUUAUACUUAAAUUAUUGAAAGAUCUAAGAACAAUGCAAGCCUGAUACAGAAUGAAAACUACGUUCACAAUAUAUUUUGAAGAGUGAUAAUUUAAAGAAAAGUAUAACCGAAGUUUAUAAUUAUUGUUAAAGAAACUAUAUUUCAAAUGUUUACGAUUACUGUAUAUGUGUUGGUUGAGUUUUGAAUAAAAUGGGAAAAGCGCAACAAA